UGUAGUGGUCUGCAGGCAUCCUUUAAAGGUCUGUAGGGGUCUCCAGGCACUGUUAAAGGUCUAGAUGCAGGUGCCGCCUUUGCUGGGUUAAACGCUGCCUGGGUGAGCAGGCCCAAAGAGUGGCUGUGGAUGGGCAGCAGCCAGCUGGUACCUGGUGCCCAGGGGUCUGCGAUGGGCCCAGGGCUGCUCAACAUCUUUAGUGGUGACUCGGGUGAGGGGCUGGAGUCUGCCCUUAGUAACUUGGGGAUGGACCCAAGCUGGAAGCAGUGUGGAUCUGCUGCGUCUCCCAGGUGAGGUCACCGUGGGGACAGGGCCCGUCUGUGACGUCACAGUGGGGGCACCCCGGGGUGGGUAUAAAUAGCCCUGCCCUCAGGUCCCGCUGGCUUCGCUUCUGAGCCGUGGUGGCUGUCAGGCACCUUUGGAGAGUGCGAAGGCAGCGGCCGCAGCAGAGAGCUUCUGUGUGGGCUGGAGCCUGGCAGCAGGCAGCGCUCACUGCAGAGGGGACAGCUCCUAGCGCAGGGUCCCGCACAAGGGCGGCAGCGUCCCACGGCCAGCGCCGCGGAGCAGACCAAGGCUCGUCUGUGUCUGGGCUGCUUCUCCUGCACCACGAUGGUUGUGGGACUGGCGACAACCCUGCUGUGGGUGCUUACGAUAUAUGGGCCUGGAGUGCUUGAGAUCUUUCGAGCUCUUCCUGCGCUGCAGUACCGGCAGGAAGAGGAGGAUGAGCAGGAACGAGAGAGGCGCAGGCUCCGAGAGGCCCUUCCUCCCGCUAGGCCCUUGGAGCCGAUGAACACCCAGGAGAUGGAAAACACCUUCAUGUCCUCCUGGACUGAUGUGCGCCCUUGCUACACUGGGCACCGAGAGGAGGCAGAAGUGGCCUUGCCUGACAAGGAUGAUCAGGCAGAUGUCCCAGCAAGCACCACAGGUGGUCAGGUGGCAGCCCUGGAGGAAGAGCCACCUGUUGUGAAGAUGGACGUGGAGGAGAUACCUGCCCCAGAAACGGAUGUGAAGCAGGCACCUGUGGCACAGACUGGCACAGCAGCAGACUAUAGCCCAGCUAUGAUUGCCUUAGCCCGGUCACUCAUGGCACUGGCUGUGGAGGUGGCAAUCGCUGAGGAGCUCUGUGAAGACCUGGAGACACUUGACAGGCAGGCCCCAGCUGUCAGCAGCCCCCCCCGUUCUCGACGCCGAUUUGGGGCAGGCAUCCUGAGGAGGAUGAGCAAGGGACUGCGCAGGGCAGGCAGGUGCUUCCUCUGCGCCUUCUGCAUGGCACGGGCACAACGGGACUAGCACCGUGCCCUGCUGGCAGUGUCAGGCAGGCCCUUUGCUGACAGCAGCCCCUGUAGCACGGUGCUGCAGUGAGUGUCAGGAGGAGCCAGGAGGCCCCUCUUGUGUUUUCUCUGAGCACCAGUCCGAGGGCAAGUUCACCUUGUAAAGAAGAGCAGCUGUUGUUCUGAUGGAAAGGACAAAGGGGUGGGCUGGGGGGUUAGGAGCGUUAGGGGUAGUGCUGUUUGCCUUUGGUUUAGAAUAAACCUGUUGUACUCACACUUCAGAGUGAGUUCGUUUCUCACACUGGUCACACAGAUUGUUCCCUCAGGAGGAAGAACUUGCAAGAGCAGGAGAAAAGAGAAGGAUGUGAAAUUUAACAAUAAAGGAUGACA
Messenger RNA from Pogoniulus pusillus (Red-fronted tinkerbird), 1661 nucleotides. RefSeq lists its product as uncharacterized. Bases 610 to 1290 code for a protein of 226 amino acids. The transcript has 4 exons. Lineage: Eukaryota; Metazoa; Chordata; Aves; Piciformes; Lybiidae. The record is from RefSeq and is a predicted model, not a curated record.